Cuscuta campestris is the source of this 2265-nucleotide messenger RNA. NCBI's taxonomy places the organism in Eukaryota, Viridiplantae, Streptophyta, Magnoliopsida, Solanales, Convolvulaceae. The record is from the annotation of a GenBank genome assembly.
UUAUAUAUGUUUCCAUGGUAAAAUUGAAGAAUAAUGUUUUAAUUCAUUGAUUUAUAAGAUUUUCUGUCUGUUUCCAAGGUAAAUAAAACAUCAGAUGCUGGAAAAAUCUGUGAAGAAUAUGAAGUUUGCUGUUUUUUCCUGUGUCAUUCAUCCAUCAACUCAACUGUUUGACAAGUUGCAUAAUGGGGAAGCAAAAAAGAUAGAGACAGAGAACGCCUGGAGAGCUCAUUAUUGUUAUUUCGAAGUCUUUUCUUUUUUUUUUAAUUUUAGACCUACGACUUUUUUUUUUAAAGUCCCCAAUUUUGACUUAAGAAUCAUGUAUUACAAGUCACAAAAGAUGUGUACAAUUAUCAUGUCUCCUUCUUCAUGGCCCCUCCUGAAUCUUCUUUGGAUUCAUCCACUUCCUUUUCCUUUUCAGACGAUGAGUCAUCCUCGUUUGACAAUCUUCCCCAAGUGAUUGACGUGCCUUUUCCUAACCUCAACACUCUUGCAACAGAAAGCGAAAACAACGGGAAAGGUUGUGUACACAAUGAAAAACGAAAAAGGGUGGUCGAUGUGUUACUGCAACAGUCCAAAAACGGCAAACUUCAGCACGGUGUCAUUAAGAAGGUAGCUGAGGAAUUCAGCUUUUCAGUGAAAACAGUCAGCAAGCUUUGGGCAGUAGCUACAAGUCAACUCGAGGGUGGUCUACCCGUUAAUGUUGAAUGCAAAAGGAAAGGGAAUAGUGGCAGAAAAAGGCUCCCUCUGGACAUGGAAAAAAUGGCAGCAGUGCCUUUUAAUAGGAGAAAGAACAUGCGUGCACUUGCCCAUGCUAUGGAUGUGUCAAAAUCCACCGUCCAUAGAUGGCUUAAUAGGAAAAACAUCAGGAGGCAUUCAAAUGCCAUCAAGCCACUACUAUCUAAAAGAGGUAUGCUUAAUAGACUGAAGUUCUGUUUGGAUCAUGUAACUGCUCCCUCUGUCCCCAUUAGCCCAAAAUUCCAUGACUUUUAUGACCAUAUUUAUAUUGAUGAGAAAUGGUUUGACAUAACAAAACAAACCUCAACAUACUAUGCACUGCCAGAUGAGGCAGACCCAUACAGGACCAUCCAAAGCAAGAGUUUCAUACCAAAAAUAAUGUUUCUAGCUGGUGUUGGUAGGCCUAGGUAUGGGGAAGAUGGGGAGCUUCUAUGGGAUGGGAAAAUAGGCAUUUUUCCAUUCACUUAUGAAGCUCCAGCUCAAAGGUCUAGUAAGAACAGACUUGCAGGAACAAUGGAAGUAAAGCCCAUCCCAAUCAUAAAUAGAGAAGUGAUGAAGAUGAUGUUGCUUACUAAGUUACUGCCAGCCAUUAAAGAAAAAUGGCCAGGACCAUCAAGGAAUAUAAUAGUACAGCAAGAUAAUGCUAAGCCUCAUGUGGAUGGCAGUGACCCUGAUCUUAUGGAAGCUGCUCAAGAAGAUAAUUGGAACAUCCAACUGAAGUUUCAGCCACCCAACAGCUCGGACCUAAACGUACUUGAUCUUGGAUUCUUUAGGUCCAUUGACUCUCUGCAAGACCAAACAGCAGCUAGGUCCUUGACAGAGUUGAUUCAAGCUGUUACAACAGCUUAUGAAGAACUAUCACCAGAGAAACUUAAUAAUGUAUUUUUGACUCUUCAAGGGGUCAUGGGUGAGGUUCUAAGUCACAAAGGAGUAACUGAUUCCUCCUCUUCCCCAUCUUCUUCGUCACAGCCCCCUUCAUCCUCUGAGGGAAAAUGGCCUCCCCCAAGGUACUUUUUCCGAUACCACCAUGUCGGAUCUGUAUCGGAUGUUCCAGAUCCGCUGUCACCAGAGUCGUAUUUAGGGAUAACAGGUUUGAGAGAAUUUGGGGUAGGCAAACGAGAAAGCCUUUCUUCGUCACUAUCGCUUAAUAGCUUGAAGCUGGGCAUCGAAGAGUCACGAAUCACCAUGGGUGGUGAUUCAAUUUCUCAAGAAGAAGGGAAGAUAGAUCGGAACAGAGGAGGAGAGGAGAGGGGGUACAGUGCGGCAAUGGGGAAGUGGAAUGGGCAGGAGAGAGAAGGUGGAAUUAUUAGGGUAGGAUUGGGGUGGGUUGGGUAGUUUUUAGGUUAAAGGGCAUAAAUGUCCGGUUUUGGGAAAAAAGAACUUUAUUUAGGGACGAAGAAAAAACGAAAGUGAAACUUUAUUUAGAGACGGAGGGAGUAGAUAAAUAAUGUUGUUAAGUUUGACCUGUGAUGACUAAAGAGACAAUUUAAAUUGAUAGAGGAGACUAUUAAAUGAAGGGCAGAAUUGGUA